Paramecium primaurelia is the source of this 2425-nucleotide messenger RNA. Lineage: Eukaryota; Ciliophora; Oligohymenophorea; Peniculida; Parameciidae. The record is from the annotation of a GenBank genome assembly.
AUGAAGGAAUAAAAUAUUAAAUAAAUGAAUUUUAAUUACAUUAAUGAAACUGGUCAAUAGAUGUCCAGAUUAAAGAGAAAUUAAGUUUCAAAUUUUGAAAACCCAGAGAUGUCAACUCUAAAAAAUAUAAGAUUGCAGACUUAUCCAGAUGAAAAUCAAGAAUCAGAACACUUACAUAAUUCCAACAAUCCUUCCGAGUAGUCUCAUGAAUCUAUUGAUCAACGAGAAGAAGACUCUCAUACAUUUUUUCCAAGUUUUAUUGGAUAAAAUCAUUCUAGGAUUUCAAAAUUAUUUUUUUUGUAGUACACAUCUUAUGCUUUACGACUAAAAAAUCAAGUACUGGAUAAAAACCAUAAAAUUACAGAUAAGCAUCUUCCUAUUUUAUCGCCAGAUGACGAUUUAAAACAAUUAAUAUAAAAAUCUUAAAAUCAAAUUUUAGAGGUCCAAGAAAUAACAUUUAUUACAUUAAUGAAACUUAUAUUUUUUGGAGAAUUGAAAUGGAUAACUGGAAAAUGCAUAUUUGCCUAUAUUAUAGAAUCAAUUUCUAAAAAUGGGAUUUCUUUUAUAAUGAAUUUAGUCAUUGCCAGUGUAUAGUAAAAUGAUUUAAAAAAUUCUCAUUUUUAUGGAAUAAUUCUAAUAACAUUAAAUUUCAUUUGUCUUUUGAGUAGACAUCACGCAGCUAAUUAUUCAAUGAUAUUUUCCACAAAAGCUCGUCUUAAUUUGAUAAAUUUAGUAUACAUCAAAUUAAUUGGGUUGAAUUCUUAUUCUUUUAAGUAAGCUAAUAUAGGGAAAAUCUUGAAUCUAAUAUCUGGGGACAUUAACACUUUGGAGCAAAUGUUUAGUAUGAUAUUUCCAAGUAGUGUUGUUAUUUUUUCAUUGUUUUUUGCUUGUCUUAUUUUAUGGGUAAGAUUUGAUGGUAUAAUUGGUUUAUUAGCUGUCUUAUUAUUAUUUAUUACUUACCCUAUAUAGGUCUUAAUAUCCUAAUUUAAUUAAGAAACCUUAAAGUUAGCUAAAAUUAGUUAAGAUAAAAGAUUGAGGAUUACAAAUGAAUUGGUAGAAGGAAUCAGAUCAAUUAAAAUGUAAGCUUGGGAUAAAGCAUUCUAAAAAAUAAUAAUGACUAUCAGAUAAAAUGAAUUUCUAUAUUUAUUAAAAAUACUUUUAAGAACAGUAGUUGAUAGAUUGCUGACCUAAACUUCACAUCUUUGGUCAAGUUUGUUGUAUUUUAUAAUCUUAUAUUAUGGAGAGUUUAAAGAUGAAAUGUAAGUAGCUGAAAUGAUUUCUACCAUUUAGCUUUUAAAUUCAUUGAAAAUAUCAUGCGUUUAUGUAGUUUCAAAUGGAAUUCAAGCAUACAUUUAAAUUAAAGUCACUUUUGAAAGAAUUGCAAAUUUACUUAAUCUAUAAAACUUUGUAAUGCUUAAAAUAGAAGAUAAUAAAAAAGAAAAUAAUAAAAAAAUAGAAAAAGAAACUGAAAAAAGUACUAUAGAAUUAAAUAAUUUCUGUGCAUAUUGGUAGCAUUUAGUAUCUGAAAAUGAUAAACCAAUUUUAAAGAAUCUGACCAUAAAUUUUAAAGAAGGAGAAUUAUGGGCUAUUAUUGGAAGAGUCGGAAGUGGAAAAUCAACACUCUUACAUUCAUUAUUAGGGGAAAUUCCAUCUUAUAAUGGAAUCAUGUUGAUUAAUGGUCAAGAUCCAAUAAUGAACAAAUUAAAAAUUGCAUAUGUUGAAUAAGAACCUUAUUUAUUUCCUGACACUAUAAGAAAAAACAUUCUGUUUGGAAAAGUCUAUAAUCAUGCUUUAUAUAAAAAAGUAAUUCAAGUUGCAUAAUUGGAAUCAGAUUUUGAAUUAAUGAAAUUUAAAGAUUACACUGAAAUUGGUGAAAGGGGUGUUACACUUUCAGGAGGAUAAAAAGCCAGAAUAUCGUUAGCAAGAGCUUUAUAUUAAACAGCUGACUUAUAUUUAUUUGAUGAUCCCUUAUCAGCUGUUGAUGCAAGUGUUGCUGAGAAAAUAUUUACGGUUGCUAUUUAGGAAUUUAUUUUUAAUUAUCAAAUUGCUCUUUAUCCAAAAAAAUAAAAACCUAUAGUAAUCCUAGCGACUCACUAAAUUUAAUAUGCAAUUAAAUGUGAGAAAAUUGCAGUGGUAAGCAAUGGAGAAUUAAUUUCCUAAGGAUCAUAUGAUUAGAUUAAACCUACCCUAAAUAUGAUUAAUAAUGAAUUAGCUGAUUAAUUGGAUAAAAAUAAAAUAGAGAAUAAAACUAAAGAUUAUUAAUAAUAAAAACCAUUAAUAAAAAAAAGAAAAAGAGUUUAAUUAUCAGAAAUUAAAAAUCUAAUUAUUUAAGAAUCUGAUAUUAUCAAAUAAAUUAUUAAAUUAAAUAUUUUAAUAUCAUCAUUUAAUUACUUCAUUCACCAUUUUUUAACCAAUAUAGCCAUGA